CUGUAACGAGAUAUGCGUUUUUCCUGUUCAACAUAUGGAGGAGGCUCCUUUUCCUCUUAUUGUGAAAGUCCUAACGCUACAACUUCCUGUCGAGCGCCAAAAUCCGGAAGUGUUGUUAUUGUUUGGCGGAGCUAACGCACCUAACAGUGCUAACCGAAGCUAGCGAUGACAAUAUGACGCCGUAACAAAUGGCUGCCGACAUCAAUCUGACAUGGACCAACCGAAGACGUCCAGCAGAAGAUGACGUUUGUCCUUCACAAAUUAAAUCUCUGAGGAAGGAUGAAGAAACGUUCUGCAGAUGGCACAAGAGGUCACUGACAGGAGCUUCUAGUGUUGACCAACAUGAGGAGGAGAGGACCCCUGUCUCAGGUCAAGAGAUGACGAGGGAGGAGUCAGUCGUCAUGGAGAGCAGUGAGUCUAGUGAUGAUGAUCUGGGGCGACUGGACAUUGACCUGGACAGAAAGUCCAAGCAGCAUAAUUUGACAUCCCACAACGUGCGCGCCAUCCUGCACGAGGUGAUUACCCACGAGCAUGUGGUGGCCAUGAUGAAAGCUGCCAUCAGGGAAACUCAGGACCUUCCCAUGUUUGAGCCGAAGAUGACCCGGUCCAGAUUGAAACAGGCAGUGCAGCAGGGACAGGCACUAAAUUGGAGGCUGUCUGCGAUCAGCACCGUCAAGCUGCAGCCUCCUCAGUUUGUGGACAUUGAUCUUGAAGAGGAGGAUGAUUCGUCAGAUGAAGAAUAUUGUCCUGAUGGGGAGGAAGAGGAGGAGGAAGACACAGUUGAUGAGACCUUUCUCAGCGAUGCAGACAGCUUUGCGUCUCCUACCAAAAUUCACCUGAUUUCUGUGCCAGCAGAACCUAGGACUCAUGAACCACUGCAGGAAUCUCAAGGACUCCCCACAGAAAAAACGGCAGCCUUUACUGGUUCUACUCAGAACCUUGACACUAUUUCUGAACCGUCUUUCAUGGACAGACUGAAUGCUGUAGAGGAGGAGCUGGACUGCAGCCCUGCUUACACCUAUAACCAGGCGCCGACUGUCAGUGGUGGUGAAGGCUGUCUGGCUUACCGCACACGCUCCAAACUCCGUCUGGUGAACAUUCCUCUGGGUCAGCUGGAAGCCGAGCUGCUGGCGCCAGACAUCACUGCAGACAUGUAUGAUCAAAGUGCUGCCCAACAGGAAGAGGAUCGCCACUGGGCACAGUGGUUGCAAAGUCUUAUGGCCCCUGACAACGAAGAGGAAGCUGAUGAUGAUGACGACCCAGAGUAUAACUUCUUGGAAGACCUGGAUGAACCUGACCAGGAAGACUACAGAACGGACCGGGCCGUUCAGAUCACCAAGAAGGAAGUAAAUGAGCUGCUGGAAGAACUGUUUGACACUCUCCAUGAAGAGGUGGUCGCUGAGGAGCAGCAGCAGGAGGAGGAGCAGGAGACCGCUGCAAAGACUGGACCCAAAUUUAACGUCCCCCAGGCCUUACGGUUUGAGGCUCCAUUAGCAGGACUGCUGACAGAACGGCGGAGAACCGUCAGGCAGCAGUAUGAAGCUCUGCAGCAGCGCAGAGCCCUGCAGGACACAACCAACCAUGACUACGUACACCUGAAGGACACACCCGGCCCUGAGUCCAACACCAUCACCUCUGUGCCGGUGCUGCCUAACCAGAGCUGCCCCACGCUGCACCUGGACCACACUCAGAAGCUGCAGCUGCAGCAGCAGGUCCAGCAGCAUGUACAGCUGUUGACACAGGUUCAUCUGCUGAGUCGGCGUGUUGACGCCCUGAAACACGAGGCUGGGAUCACUAAACAAUACCUGGAGGAGCUGCAGCAGUUUUCUUGUCGAAGGGAAGCACUGUGUCUUCCCAGCACGCUCAGGGUGUGCAACCUCCAGGGGUCACUUGAUCUGAUCCAGGAGGUGGAGCAGCGAGAGGAGCCUCCUCCUCCUGCUGCUGCGUCCAGACGCUGGCUCCCCAGGAUGACGCCUGUUAUCAGCAGUCAUGCCUUCCCUCUGCUGCCUGCUGAUACUGCCUGGCUGUUUGCUACCCGACCUGUCUUCCUCUAUUCCGAGCUGCUUCCUGUGUGCAGCCUGGACCCAGCUCUCCACAGCCGGCACCACCGUAGCAUUUACACCGCAGGAGAGGACGGGCUGAUUGUUCUGGGUCUGAAGCACUUUGAGGGGUCGGUCCAAUCUGAUCAGCUGAUCAGUUCCUACCUGCUUUGUAAGAAACGAUGGAACUUUAGGAAACAUGUCAGAGAGAUGAGCAGCCAGAGAGCCCCGCCCAAUGUUAUAAAGAUGUUCCUGACACAAGGAUUGAUUCCCCCGAUGCCACUGGCUUGCAGCAGAGUUGAGCCAGGAGACCAGCGCCCCCCAGUGGACACCAACAUCCUGAACAUGCCCAACUGGCUCAAGAACAGUCAUCAGAUCAUCAAGAAAACCCAGGGGGACUCUGGUUGCUACCCGCCCUCUCUACCACCUGGCUGUACCCUCAGACUCCACCCCUAUUGGCUAAACAAGUCACGCGCACCCACCCCACCCCACAGACGGCUCUUCACUCUGGCCCACAAUGCAUCGUUGUUGCCAUUGGCCAAAGCCCCUGAAGACAAACAGGUGGAAAGACAUUUCACACAGCCAGUCAACUACCUGUCUCUGCCCAAGGGGUUAGGGUUACAUUCUGCCUCCCCCACUUUGCCACUGGUUCCACCUCCAGUCUCUGAUGCUUUCCCACUAACAGCUGUCUACCCGCUGCCGACCCAGUGCGUUCCUAUUGACCAGGCUUUUACUGGGCAACAACCGGCCCCACUCCUGCCCCCCCUCCCCUCCCAUCCCAAGCUUGACACUAAAAAUCCCACAUUGACUUUGGCCCCUGCGAAUGUGAACCCAGGAUGCCUCCUCCUCCAAAUGGUGUUGACUACACCCACUGAAUCCUCCCAGCCGUCUCUGGAACCAAUUGGACAAAUAAGGCAUGAGCAGGAGAAGGGAGGUGAGACUUUCACAAACCCAGAUCUGAUGGUGGAAGAAAGACAACUGGAGGAAGAGAGUUCAGUGUCAACAUCCACACUGAGCCCAGUUUCAUUUGCAGAAGAGAGAGAGGACGAGGGGCAGGUUGAGGUGGUGAAUAGGGAAACGCAGGAGAAGGAAGAUGAGGUGGAAAACUGGUCUGUGGUGGGUGUGGUCAGUUUGAAUGGAGGAGAAAGCAGCACUGGUGCAGAGAGAGGACAGGGGAGAGAUGGAGGUGGAAACAAGGAGGAAUAUGGUGGAGGAGAAGAUGGAGAGCAGGGAGGAGAGGAGGAGGUGCCAGAGAGAAAGAGGGAGGAUGGAGGAGGAGAGGGGGAGGAUAAUGGAGACAAGGAUAAAGAUGAAGACCAUGAUCGACAGGGGGAGGAGGAGGAAGAGGAGGAUUUUGAUGACCUCACACAGGAUGAAGAUGAGGAAGAAGUGAUGUCAUCAGCAUCUGAGGAGUCAGUGCUAUCUGUUCCCGAGCUACAGGAGACCAUGAAGCAGCUGACAUGGCUGGCAUCGGAGCAGAGGAUCUGUCCUGACGGAGACUCGGAGGAUGAGCACUCCCCCACGUCGGAAGAUGAAGAGGAGGACGGAGGCCACAAAGACGGAAUGUCAGGGGAGAGGAGGAGAAGUAAAGGCGAGGAAGAUGAGGAGACACCAUCAGGAGAGGGUACUCCCCGUGGUGGAGGAGGGAGAUGCCCGGUACGAGGAAGAGGGCGGAGCCGACCGCUUCGGGGCCUGAGGAGGAGCCGCCAAGAGCGUGACAGUAAAGACACAGCCAAACUGUUGCUGCUGUAUGAUGAGCAUCUGCUGGAUAAGGACCCGCAGAGAGAGAGCAAAGACAUGGCCUUCGCUCUGAGCUAUUUGAACAGGAUACGUGAAGCGCUGCAGGAUGUACCUGGACAGGUGGAGGAGUUUGUGUCUCUGCUGAGCGAGUUUGAACAAGUGGGGGAGAGGCAGGAUGUGGCGUCACUGUUCAGGAAGCUGCGCUGCCUCCUGGGAGAACGCACCGACCUCCUCAAAGACUUUGCUGCGUUUUUGCAUCCGGAGCAGGCGCUGCAGUGUGGACUGUUUGAGGAGCAGCAGGCCUUUGAACGGAGUCGACGCUUCCUGCGUCAGCUAGAGAUCAGCUUUAGUGAUAAUCCAUCACAUUAUCAGAAGAUCAUCAAAGCUCUGCAGACUGGCCCUGACCUGAGCCCUGCCAGCAUCCUGGAGCUAAAGGCUCAAAUGGCCAUGCUGCUUAAAGGCCACACCCAUCUACAGGCGGAAUUCUGGGUAUUUUUUGAAGAGCUUCGUCCGCCUCCAGCGCGACCUGGUCAGUUUGAAGAGGCUCAUUGGCCGGAGGAUGGAGGCGGAGGGUCAGACGGUGGAGAGGGCAGUGGUCAGGUGUCAGUGCCUGGAUUCAGCAGUGGCUUUGAGGAGGUAACGCUGCCUGAGCUUGAUGAAGAAGAUGAGGGACAGAAAAUCCAACCAAUGACAGGCCGCCGCAGGAUGAGGAAGAUCAAUGCCUGCAGAAACUACAAGGACUGCGAUUGGUCAGAUAAAGAUUGGCUGUGCACCUGUCGUGAUAGAAAGAUUCGCCGGCACCAGAGGAAAGGAUGUAAUCGUUGCCAUGGUAACAAGUCCUCAGGAGGUGUGUCUAAGGCCAUGAAGAAUCUGGACCCUCUGUACCAAAUACGUUCAGAGUCAGGUGACAAAGAUCUGGAUUUGAAGAGGGAUGAUGACAGCCCACAGCCCGAUCAAAGCAGUGCAUCAUGGGAAACAGGGUUCCACCUGGUGGAUGAGAAAGAGGAGGAAGAGGAUGAGGAGCUGGUUGAGGAGGAGGAUGAUGAAGAGGAGGAGGAAAGAAAAAAUAGUGACAAGGAGCAAAGAAAUGAGGCGCUACCAUUCACCACCACUGCCUUCCCCAACCCCAUCGUUACUGCCUCUGUCACCACCUCCUCCAUCUCUCUUUGUACCACCUCCACCAUUUCUCCCAUCUUCAUUUCAGUGGCCUCCUCUCUAUCCACCACCUCUUCUACGCCUCCUCGGCCCAGUCCUCCUCCUGACCCCCCCGUCUGUGCCAAGAACAUUUCCCUGACAGCGAGUGGGGAAAAAGUCAUCAUGUGGACCAGAGAGGCUGAUAGAGUCAUUUUGACAACAUGUCAGCAGGAAGGAGCCAAUCAGAACACGUUUCAAGCGGUCUCUACUCUGCUUGGCAACAAGACUGCCAGUGAGGUGUCUCGCAGGUUUCGGGAUCUGAUGUGUUUGUUCCGGACUGCAGCUCGACAAGCCAGCGCCGAGGAUGAAGCUCUGCCCACAGACACAGCGGCAGCCAAUCAGGAAGACUGAAGUUAUCACGACGGGACAUUUGUUUGAGGUCUCAGACAUUUCUUGGAAAACAUAUGAAAGCAGAGAUGUAUUUUCUGUUUAUAGCUAUAAAUAUAAAAAAUAGUGACUAUUUGAUGUUUUUGUGAAAUGAUUUUUGUUUUUGCACUAAAACAUGAUGCAUCCUGGAUCAGAGCAGAUCAACUUCUUGUGAAGUCUAACUUUUUUUUAACCAUUGUUUGGUCUAUGAGAAGAUGAAUAAAGAUUAAUUGAUUAUC
This is a messenger RNA of Betta splendens (Siamese fighting fish), 5578 nucleotides long. It is a transcript of the gene gon4lb, whose product is annotated as gon-4 like b. Lineage: Eukaryota; Metazoa; Chordata; Actinopteri; Anabantiformes; Osphronemidae. Gene Ontology annotation, cellular component: nucleus. Gene Ontology annotation, molecular function: transcription coregulator activity. Gene Ontology annotation, biological process: regulation of DNA-templated transcription. The transcript has 30 exons. Bases 189 to 5324 code for a protein of 1711 amino acids. The record is from RefSeq and is a predicted model, not a curated record.